Molecule: messenger RNA, 1542 nt
Organism: Rotaria socialis
Lineage: Eukaryota; Metazoa; Rotifera; Eurotatoria; Philodinida; Philodinidae
Source: the annotation of a GenBank genome assembly
AUGGGUGAGUCAUCUACUACAACUAAAACAUUUCAUUUUGGUUCGGGUCAAUUUUUAACAUUGAGUGAAGAUCAAAUUGGAAAAAUUCCCUACUUGACUGCAUUGGUUUCUGCUGGUCCUAGUUUUGAUUCAAUCCAACUCAACAAAGGAUACUAUUUACUUGAUUCUCGUAUUGACUAUCAAGAUUUUCAGUUCGCACUUGAUUCAAUUUCAUUUCAUUCGAUACGGCAAAUAUUUAUUCGUCUACCUAAAAACUAUAAUACUUUAGCUAUUAUUGCUCUUUUGGAUUUUCUUGCCAUCGGACCCGAAAGAGAUCCAACUCUCGAUGAAGUUAAUUCGAGUUUUUUUUGGAAUGUCAAAUUCGGUGAUAAAUUAGGUACAUAUAAAUUUAUUUACAGCUCAUCUCAUAUUCAAGACAUGGCUGUGCGGUUUGCUAUUGCUUUGGCAAAAGAAGAAUAUGAUUUUAGAAGCCAUCAAGUGAUCGAUCAAAUUUAUUGGUUUAUCAUGUUUAUUCUUAGUGCUCACAAAUUAUUUGAAACACAUAUUCGUUACCAUGUACAUAAAAUUGCUAAAAAUUGCUUUUCUUUGUUUUGUCCAUUUUUAUUAGAACGUCUAUAUCGAAUUGAAGAGAGAACAGAAAAGGAAAUACGAGACAACUCGAUCGCAGCAGGUACUCAUAUCAACUUCCAUAAAGAAACUGAUGCUUUGUGUAGUUUUAAUGUAUUCCCCGAUGAUUGUAGUUGUAAUUUUUGGCGCAUUGAUCCUCUAUGUACUGUAAGCCGUUUGGGUUUGACCUUCAAGCGUUGUGUUCCCAAUGACAUGCUGCGAUUCUGGAGAUGGCGAAGAAAUUCUUUGUUUUUCACUGAUUGUCGUAAAAUCUCGUACAAUAAAGAUAAAAAUCUCGAAAGACUUUGUGAAAAAGUCUUAGAAAACAUGUACAAAUGUUUACUAGGUAUAGUACUGGACCAAGAGCCAAUCAAAAACUGUUAUCAUAAUUUCGCUACUUUUAAUGAAGUGAAGUAUAAAUUGAUAUUAGACGAUAUACUGAACUGUAGUACCGUACAAGCUGCAAUACAGGAAAACAUAUUAUCAGAAAUAUGUGAAUUGACACCGACAUUAGAACGAGCAUAUGCUGAGUUAAUGAAAGAAAUACAAGCUUAUGAACAAAAUCCUACUACAACAACGGAAGACGAAAUGUACAUUUAUCCAAGGUACUUAUUUUGGAAAAUAGAUAAAAUUACAUUCGAGAGUAAACCAGAUCAAGCAUUGAAAUGUGAACUAACUUUGAACAAGCUGUAUCAAUAUGAAUCUAUAAUUGAUGAAAUACGAAACACUAUACUAGCCGAUUUGCAUGAUCUAUUUAUGGACGAAAUUAAAAUAUUUGUGAACAGUCGAAGCCGACAAUGGUCAUUAUUUUCAUUUCUAUUAACUAGUCAAGAUAAAAAGACACAAGUUUCGGAAUUAAAGAAAACUCAUAAAAUGAAGUCGGGUGAAAAAUAUCGACCGUCACCAAAAAUUCAAUGCAAAUAUGCAAGACGUUAA